Molecule: messenger RNA, 1067 nt
Organism: Pseudophryne corroboree (corroboree frog)
Lineage: Eukaryota; Metazoa; Chordata; Amphibia; Anura; Myobatrachidae
Product: histone H1B-like
Exons: 1
Coding region: 321-986 (221 amino acids)
Biological process (GO): nucleosome assembly
Cellular component (GO): nucleosome
Molecular function (GO): structural constituent of chromatin; DNA binding
Source: RefSeq, a predicted model, not a curated record
GCCUAGGCUGGCAAUGGCCAUAUAGGCUUAGGGGAGACCUUGGAGUACUGCUGUGGUGCAGAGAGGCGGCACGCUGCUUUUCUCAUGCCCAAUAAAAUACUCUUUUUCUGCGCUAGGGAAACACAAUGUGAGGGCAGAUUUCCCCUUAUACUCAGACAGGGAAGGGUUUACAAGGGCUGCUUAUUCCGCCAAUGGGAGCACAGAACGCGCCAGGCUCAGCAGCCAAUUACAGCACAGCAGGCACCGUAUAUAAAAGACGUCAGACAGCGGCUUGUGUAGUAUUACUAUUUGUUGGUGGAAAAAAGUGACGUUGCGCUAACAUGGCAGAAACUGCACCAGCUGUCGCCGAUGUCCCGCCGUCAGAGGGCGCAGCCAAAAAGAAGAGGCAGCCGAAGAAAGCUGCAGGGGGAGCCAAGAAAAGCGGCAAGUCUUCCGGGCCCAGCGUCUCCGAGCUGAUCCUAAAGGCAGUGGCCGCCUCCAAGGAGCGCAGUGGAGUUUCUCUUGCCGCCCUGAAGAAGGCUCUGGCUGCCGGAGGCUACGAUGUGGAGAGGAACAACAGCCGCAUUAAAGUGGGGGUGAAAGGAUUAGUGACCAAAGGAACUCUCACCCAUGUGAAAGGCACCGGCGCUUCCGGCUCCUUCAAGCUCAAUAAGAAGCAGCUGGAGAGCAAGAAGGCCGCCCAGAAAUCUCUGAAGCCCAAGAAACCAGCGGCAAAGAAAGUGGCCAAAUCCCCGAAGAAGCCCAAGAAAGCUCCGAGUGCAGCCAAGAGCCCCAAGAAGGUGAAGAAACCCGCUAAAGCGGCUGCUGCCAAAAGCCCAAAGAAGCCUAAAGCCGUGAAGUCUAAGAAGGUGGCCAAGAGUCCCGCCAAGAAGGCAGCGAAGCCCAAAGCCGCCAAGAGUCCGGCCAAGAAGGCAGCGAAGCCCAAAGCCGCCAAAAGCCCGGCCAAGAAGGCAGCUAAGCCCAAGAAAGCUGCGGCCAAGAAGUGAUAAAAGAGCCGCCGCAGCCUCGCUUCCUUGUUAUCCCCCCCAAAGGCUCUUUUCAGAGCCACCCACCCUGUCCAGGCAGAG